AAGGAAAAAAGCAGGAAUGCGGAGCAGUGUAGAGACGAAGACGAAAUAUUCACACUUGAUAACCAAGUUUUAAUCGUUUAGGAGAAUCGACUUCUGUAUACAAUCGAAAGAGGACCAAGUAUGAGUAUUCUGACUGACAUAAAUACAUAUUAUAUAAUAUAAAUAAAUUAUAAAAGCAUAGGUUAAAAAGUAGAGCUGGUUAGAAAAGUAAAUACAGAAGGAGAAAAGGAGAUAUAAAGCUCGAAGUGGUUGUAACGAAAGUGGUGAGCAGAAGAUAGAAGUGGAAGUGGAAGUGGAAGUGGUGGUGGUAGGAAUAGUAGUGGUGGUAGUAGGAGUGGAGCUACUAGGAGGUGGAGGAGGAGGCUUGGGGAAGGUUCGCCAGCCGCCGGAAGAGCAUCGACGGCGACGGGGGCGGGGAAGCUGUCCACCGAACGGAACGACCGCUCGGUGAUACGAACAGCGAGUCGAACGGUUCCCCAACGAAUACGGAUAUAUCGAUCAUUGACGAUAGUUGCCGAUUUUGCGCUAGUCGGCAUUCAACGGCAGGGGUGGAAGGAGGUGGAGGUGGCGGAGGAGGUGGCGGCGGCGGUGGUGGCGGCGGUGGAGGUGGUGGUGGUGGCGGCGGCGGUAGCAGUGACAGUGGUAGUGUCGUAGCUAGUGGUAGUGGCGGUGAUAGUGAUAGCGACAGUGAUUAAAAAUACGAAAAAGCAAACAAACGACGAGGAAAAAGAAUAUAAUUUAGAAAAGAAAGGACAGUAAUUAGCAAGAAUGGCAGACACAAGUCAGCAACAACCGUUGACUGAACCACAUACGAAUGGGGUAAUGGACGGUUUGACAGAAGAAGAGAAGAGUAAAAUGCGGCCUGCAGACAUCGAUGCGGAUAUGAGGGAGAUGGAAAGAAGGAAGAGAGUUGAAAUGAUGAUGAAUUCUCGACUUUUUCGCGAAGAAUUAGAACGCAUUAUUGAGACACAAAUGAAAGAUGGUGCUGGACCAUCAGGUCUAUUACAGCAAAUAUCUGAUAUGAUGGGUGCACAAGGUGCUCGGUUUAAUGCAAAUGUUUUUAAAACUUCUAAUUGUGUAUUACCCAUCAACGACAUCCGUGGUGUCGAAAGUAUGGGUUAUGCAAAGGGAGAGAAACUAUUGCGUUGCAAAUUGGCAGCAGUAUUUAGACUGCUUGAUCUCUAUGGUUGGACUCAAGGUGUUGGUGGACAAAUUACAGCACGUUUAAAUCAAGAUCAAGAACACUUUUUAGUUAAUCCGUAUGGUCUGUUGUAUCACGAAGUUACUGCUUCAAGCUUGAUUAAAGUUGAUAUGCAAGGAACGGUCGUGGAACAGGGAACAACCAAUUUUGGUGUUCAUGUGGCAGGGUUUCAAUUGCAUUCAACGAUUCACGCUGCUAGACCUGAUAUAAAAUGCAUUGUUCAUAUUACCACUCCGUCCGUUACUGCUAUCUCGUCAUUAAAGUGCGGAUUACUGCCAAUUGGACAAGAAAGUAUAGUAAUAGGAGAGGUAAGCACGCACCAGUAUGUAGGUGGAUUUUUUGAACCAGAAGAAAAAGAGAAGAUAGCAAGAAAUCUUGGACCGAUGAAUAAAGUUAUGCUUUUAACGAAUCGCGGUGCUCUCUGCUGCGGAGAAACUGUCGAAGAAGCUUUCUUCAAUGUUUACAAUAUGGUCUUAGCUUGUGAGACCCAGUUAAAACUAAUGCCUGCUGGUUUGGAUAAUCUAAAUCUUAUUUCCGAAGAGUCUAAGAAAGCUAUAUUCGAAGCCUCGAGAAAACCACCCACACCGCAACAAACGGCUCAAAUCACCGAAACCACUGCUCUUGCUGAGAAACUCGAAAAGCGUUGGCGAAUUGGUGGAACUGAAUUUGAGGCACUUAUGCGAAUGCUUGAUAAUGCAGGUUUCCGAACUGGCUAUAUAUACAGAAAUCCACUAGUAAAAGGAGAACCUCCGCGGCCUCGAAAUGAUGUAGAAGUACCACCAGCAGUCUCGUCUUUGGGAUAUUUACUCGAAGAAGAAGAACUUUAUAAACAGGGGCUCUGGAAAGGUGGCCGUAAAGGCACGGAUAGGUCACGUUGGUUAAAUUCGCCCAAUGUAUACCAAAAGGUCGAAAUACUUGAAACAGGAACUCCUGAUCCGAAGAAAAUUACAAAGUGGGUGUCAGACGGAUCUCCGACGCAUAGCAGUACACCGGUGAAGAUCGACAGUGCCCUUCAAUUUGUACCGAAAAAUACCAAUCCAAAGGAAUUUAAACAAUUACAACAACAGAUAAAGGAUUACCGUAGGGCAGAUAAGAUAUCAGCUGGGCCACAAUCCCACAUAUUAGAAGGAGUUACAUGGGAAGAAGCCAAAAAAAUGCAGGAUGCCACUAUUAGCGGAACAGGAGAACAAGUAGUGUUGGUAGGGGCAGCCAGUAAAGGUAUCAUUCAAAGAGGGUUUCAACACAACGCAAUGGUUUACAAGACACCAUAUGCAAAAAAUCCUUUCGAUGCUGUUACUGAUCAAGAACUCGAUCAAUAUAAGAGAGAAGUUGAACGCAAACAAAAAGGAGAUAUCUAUGAUGAAUCACAAUCAGAAUCGGAAGCAUUAUCAUCAUUCAAUGUUAGUCGGGCAACACACGAAUCAAGCACUGCCAAAAGUCCAAUUCAAUCACCGGUAUCUGUAACUUCGGAAACAGAAGAAGAGAGCAGAGAUGAACCCCGAGUACUACGGAUAGAAACGAAACAAGUGCCUGCACCAAGUCAACCUGAAGUUGUAUUGAGCGACGAUCUUGGUUCACCGAGCAGGUUCUGCAGUCAAUGCAAAAACAAAUGUGAGAACAAGAUUGAAAAUGAUGCCUGCAUUAUUAGUAAACACCGUCAUUGUCCAGUUGCUGAACUAUAUCUAUACGAACCACGUUUAGAAAUUGUCCGAGGUGACAUAAUCGCAGAGCGGUUAGUAACUAAGUUAAUCGACUACCGUCCUUGUCCUCCAGUUAUAUUAACUGGUGAGCAAGUAAAUUGCUCGGGUGACAUGAAAUGCAAUGGUCUUGAACAAGUUCCAAAUUCGAUUUACUUUGAAGACAAAAAAACACAAGAAGAAUUGACCAAAAAAAGAAAAUCUAAAGUUCGCAGAACAUUGGAAAUGAAAAAUAACGUAAAUUCAUUGAAUGUUCCGUCUUCUAACGAAAAAGUGAAAGAAAAAGAUAGAAAUGAUAAAACAAAUUUGAAGUCGAUCGAUACAAGCUCUAUGGAACAGAUUACCGAAAUAGUAAGCUGUAUUGAUUCAAACAUACAGCCAACGAAAACAAGAUUAAUCGCUUUAUCUUCUCCUGAAUUUAAAGUCUCGAAGAAAUAUAGUUUAGAUCCGUCCGAUAUGAGUUUAAUAUACAGUUUGACACCAUGUAUGAAUUCAGAAAAUGAUCACGAAAAUGUUGAUAAAACGAUGAUAGACAAAUCGUCGAAGUUAUCAACAUUUACAUUUGAACCCAAUAAUAACUUGGAGCAGAAUUGCUUUUUGCAAUCAAACGAAGAGAAAAGUCCCAAAAACGAACAACAACAAUGGGGAAAAAAGGACUGCGUAGACGAUAAAAUUGAUAAUUAUAUCUGGUUCAAUUCGUUAUCUGACAGUGAAAAGUGUGAGAUUUCUAACGAUAACAAGACUAUAAAUAACGAUAUAUGUUUUGAUAAUGGACAAGUUGAAAUUCGUUCGAACGAAGGAUCUGAUAUGUUGGAACUAUCCGCUGACACGACUUUAGAAUUGCUGGAAACUACAGGUGAAUAUUUUCGAAAUGACAUAAGCAAUAUGGCGAAUGAAAUUAUCGCAGAACUUAAUGGAAAUGACACGUAUGUGAUCAUUUACUGUCUAGUAAAUGAAAUUUUUCAAAACGUUUAUGAUAUUCUUUCGAGUAUAGAGUUAAAUGAUCGAUGUAGUUUGCCGUUAUCAUCCAUUUCUCGGCAAUUCUCAACUCCAAAAUUAUGUUUGAACAUAAAAGAUAACGAACACACGCCGAAAGAAAUCGAAAAGACUCAGACCAAUCAAACUACACCUGUUAUCGUUAUACAUGAAGUUAUUCACCAUGUGAUCGAUGCAUGUGAUGAAAUUAAGAAAGCAAAAACCUAUGCAAAUAUAGAGCUGAGAGAAAAAGGGUACAAUGAUACUGUUAGCAAUGAGGAAGAAAACAUUGGACAGCAGAAGGAUUUGACAACGAUAAUAAACAGUGACAAAUCAAAAAAAGCAUCUGAUCGAAACACACAAGUUGCACCGACUGUUACCGCUUUUGAGAAUCUGGUUUUACCCGAGAAGAAUGAUCAGUCUGCUGAAACAGCAGCAGAAGCAGAUGACAUGACGGAAGCAGCAAUUUUCGAAUUUCAUACACUAGUGAAGGCGAAGCCAACAAAUACUGAUAAAAAGGAAUUUGAAUUGAACUUCCGAAUAGAGAGAAAUUUUGGUGUUGAGAGCAAUGUUGAAAGUAAAAGAUCGCAUAGGCAAAAUAUGGAAGAAGUUGAGCCUGGUCUAUCUGAAAGUUUAGAUAAGCUUGCUGAGAUGGGUUGUAAUAUAGAUACGGAUAAUUUACCCGAAAUUGAUACAAUGGAAGAAGAAUUAGCAAAACUAUCAGAGACUUAUAAGGCUGUAGAGCUGAAAGAAAAAGAAGACAGUAAUACUAGUAACAAUGAGAAAGAGGAAAUCGGGCAGCAGGUGGAUAAUUUGACAACAAUGAUAAACAGUGAUGAAUCAAAAAAAGGUUCUGAUCGAAGUAUGGGAGUUACAUCGAUUUCUUUUGAGAAUUUGGCUUUAGACGAGGAGAAUAAUCAAUCUGUUGAAACAGAAGCAGACGCAAUUUUCGAGUUUCGUACAAUAGUGAAAGCGAAGCCAAUAAAUACUGAUAAAGAAGCAGUUGAAUUGAACUUCCGAAUAGAGAGAAGUUUUGAUGUUGAGAGCAGUGUUGAAAAUAAAACAUCACAUAGACAAAAUAAGGAAGAAGUUGAGCCUGGUCUAUCUGAAAGUUUAGAGAAACUCGUUGAAAUGGAUUGCAAUGUAGGUUCGUAUGAUCUGUUCGAAAUUGAGAAAAAAAGAAGAGAACCAAUGACACUAUCAGAGACUACUAAAGCUGUAGAAGCGUGCGUUGAUUGUAUUUAUUGUAUGAAUUCCUGUCCUAUGGAUUACAAUCAAGAAUAUUCUCCGUUAUCGACCAUAGGUGAAGAAGAAUCAGAUGAAAAGAUUGUGGAUUUAAACGCAGAAAUUGGAAGGAAACGACUUAAUGAUACUUAUACAUUUUGUGAUUCCGACGAAAUCGUAAAUGACAAAGAAUUAUCUAGUCAUAACUUAGAAAAUAACAAUAACGCAUUUCUUUAAAAUGAUUUCAUCAAACGAUCAAACAUCGUCCUUUUCAGAAAUUUAUCCCCUCAAAGAUGUAACACUUGCUUCAGUGGAGUUUCUUUAAGUUAAUAACUUGAGAAAACCAAUAGUAGAACCAUGAUCGUAGAAUUUAGUUCCUAGAAUUAUUUAAAGGAUACUUUUUCAAAUAUCCACAAAAAUAUUCCUUUUCUGUUUGCUACAAACCAAAGAAAUUUUUUUAUUUAUCGAAGGUAUAAAACGAUAUGUUAAUUUGUAUUUUAAUUUACACAGUGCUCGUUUUGUUUAUUGUUUAUAUCUAAUGUUUACAGUUGUAUUAUGCACAUUGUUCGUGUCCUGAUAUUGCAUACUUUGUCUUUUUAGUUUUUUCUUUCUUUAUUUAUUUAUUUUUUCUUUUAUUUGUAUCGAGUACAUGUUUUGUAUGCGAAACAUAUUAAGAUUAUGAAAUAAAUAAUUUUCCUAAACGUAA
Bombus pascuorum is the source of this 5803-nucleotide messenger RNA. RefSeq names its product protein hu-li tai shao (gene hts). Gene Ontology annotation, molecular function: actin filament binding. The transcript is spliced from 13 exons. Lineage: Eukaryota; Metazoa; Arthropoda; Insecta; Hymenoptera; Apidae. The record is from RefSeq and is a predicted model, not a curated record. Bases 769 to 5334 code for a protein of 1521 amino acids. Gene Ontology annotation, cellular component: plasma membrane; cytoskeleton; postsynaptic density.